AUGAGAAAAGCUUCCUCUUUACUUCUUCCGCAGUUCCGACGGCCCCUUAACAAAACCCAUUUCCCUUUUAUUCCCGGCGGUGGUGAUUCUUUCUCCGGGCUUCAUUCCCUCCCUAGCUUCCCCAUUCCUGGUUUGAAUGGAUUGGAACCCCAUUCGAUUUCAACCAAACAUUUUGAGGGUUCUUUUGUGCCUAAUUUCAUGAAGAUGGAGUUUUUAUCACGAAAGUUUUGCACCCGAGCCUUCGAAAUUGAAGAAAAGAAGGAUCUGUUUAUGAGGGAGUUUCAAAGUGCCAAAACCGUUGCUGAGAAGUUAGUAAUAUUCGAAGAGAUGGAGUCAAUGUUUGAGGAUGAUGAAGAAUAUAUAGCUGGUGGAUAUUGGUCAAUGGGGCGGGAACUACCGACAGAAGCCAAAGAUCCCGAAAAGGCCUUGACUUUUGCUACCCGGGCUGUUGAAUUGUUCGAUAAAGGUGAUAAUGAACUCUCCCUUGAACUUGUUUUGUGUUUGAAUUUGUUGGGUCAGGUGUAUGAAGAAUUGAAUUGGUUACAUGAUGCAUUGGGGUGUUUUAAAAGGGCGCUUGGGAUUUUGGAUAGUAUGAAAGAAAAUGAUACUGGUGAUUUUUGGUCUACUCUGAAUAGAACCCACUGUUUGUUAUUACAUAUUAAGAGGAAAAUUGGGAGGAAUGAGGAGGCUGUCAAUCAUCUUGCAAAGUCAUUGGAGAUAAGAGAGAAGAAAUUGGCAGAAAAACCUAAAGUUCUAGGAUUUGCUUAUAUGGAUUUAGCAGAGGAAUAUGCUAAUCUUUCGAAAUUCAAGGAAGCGUUACCAUUUGGUUUGAAGGCUCUAGAUAUUCAUAUUGGAUUGGGUUCUAAUCCAAACAUUGUGGCGCUUGUCCGGCGGCUUCUCGCCAAGAUAUAUACUGGAUUGAAAGAGCUUGAAAAGGCAUCUGAACAAGUGAAAGUGUCUCUGGAGCUCUCGGAAUCUGGUGCUGGUUCUGACGCUCUCGACUCUAUGAUUGAUGCUGCCAAAGUGCUGAUUGACUCAGGAAGAUACCAAAAUGCCAUGGAGAUUUUAGAGGCUCCUUUAACUUGUGCUUAUAAAUUAAACAAAGUUGUACCUCUAGUUAUUCCUGAGUUGCAACUGAAAAUUGAUGAAGCUCGCAAGCUAUGGAGGAUUUGCGAGGAAAAAGGAUUCCAGCGCCUGCACUAUGAAGGAAAUGAACUCCUUGAUUUGGGCAAGGGCCCAAAUAUCAGAUAA
This is a messenger RNA of Oldenlandia corymbosa var. corymbosa, 1251 nucleotides long. NCBI's taxonomy places the organism in Eukaryota, Viridiplantae, Streptophyta, Magnoliopsida, Gentianales, Rubiaceae. The record is from the annotation of a GenBank genome assembly.